CCUUCUCAAUCUCUCUCUCUCUUCCCAUUGUCGUUUCUACAUUAUGUUCUGCUGAGCUACGGUGGGGAGAAAUGGUUCUGCAAAAUUCGAUUUUUCAAUUCACAAUGUGAUAGGGGAAUCCACUCGUUAAUGCAGUCUCGAUUAUGAUGAUGGUGGCCGCUGUUCUCGAACCAGUUUCAACAGCCAAACCGCAAACCCCCAAAACACAGCAAGAACAUUCUAGAAGACCGCCAUUGGUGGAGCCGGAGAAAGGUUACGCCAAUGGAGUUGCAAUUAAUCAAAGGAAACCAAAAUCAAGAGUCGUUUCAUCUAGAUACAUGUCCCCUUCACCUUCGACUUCCACUUCCGCAUCAAAUUCAUCCUCUUCUUCUUCUUCUUCUUCCAAUGCGAGAAGGUACCCUUCCCCUUUAAUUUCACGAAGCUCGACGCCGGCGCCGAAUGCCCCCAAGAGGUCCGUUUCCGUCGACCGGCGGAGGUCGGCAGCGGCCAGACCCCUAAUGUCCGAUCUCGAUUCAAGGAGUGGAAAUGCUGCUGAAUUGUCAGCUGCUCGCCUGACUUCUACCCGGAGUUUGUCGGUAUCGUUUCAAGGAGAGGCCUUUUCGCUUCCCAUUAGUAAAACUAAGGCGGCGCCGCCGUCGCCUAAUGUGAGGAAAGUGACGCCGGAGAGGAGAAGGGGUGGCACUCCGUUGAGAGGGGGAGGAGAUCAGGUGGAGAAUUCUAAGCUUUCUGAUCACAAUCGUUGGCCUGCCAGGAAUCGGGGAGGUAAUCUGUUGUCACAGAGUUUGGAUUGCCGUGGCGGUGGUGAUCGGAGUAAGGUGGUGGGAUCUGUGAAUGGAAUUCGAACUCUGCAGCAAUUGAUUAAUGAUGGGACGAGGGCUUCUCUUGAUAGAAGGUUGAGUCUUGAUUUGGGGAAUUCUGACCUAAUAAAGGCAGCUCCUGAUGGGAAUUCAGUUAGUAAUGGAGUCUCAUUGCCUUGUGAUCUCACUGCAUCGGAUUCAGAUAGUGUUUCCUCAGACAGUACUUCAGGAGUUCAAGAAUUCGGUGGGGGUGUCAAUGGUCGGAAUGGGCCGCGCGGGAUAGCACGUUCGGCUAGGUUUUGGCAGGAAACGAAUAGCCGGUUGAGGAGGCUGCAGGAUCCAGGUUCACCUCUGUCAAUGAGUCCUACCUCUAAACUGAUGGUGCCACCAAAUUUGAGGAGUUCUAGUGAUGGUCAUGGUCUUUCGAUGUCAUCCCCUGCUCGUGGCGCGUCCCCUGCUCGCGGUGGUAUAAGACCUGCCUCUCCGAGCAAGCUCAUGACGCCUGUUAGGUCAUCUCCAUCUCCAUCUCGGGGCCACAGUCCGUCUCGGAUAAAAAAUGCUGUUAGCACCAUUAAUAACAAUUUCACUGAGUCACCUUCAGUCCUUAGUUUUGCUGUAGAUGUCCGGAGGGGCAAAGUUGGGGAAAAUCGGAUUUUUGAUGCACACUUGUUGAGACUCUUGUACAACCGGAACCUGCAGUGGCGCUUUGUAAAUGCAACAACUGAGGCGGUUAUGUCGGCGCAGAAACACAGUGCAGAGAAAAAUUUGUGGAACGCCUGGAUAGCAAUCUCUGACCUACGUGAUACUGUCACCAUAAAAAGUCAUAAACUUCAGUUGCUGAGGCAAAAGUUGAGAUUAGCUUCUAUUCUCAAAGGACAAAUGACCUUAUUAGAGGAAUGGGCUUCUAUGGAAGGAGACCACUCAGAUUCUCUGCUUGGAGCUAUCGAAUCCUUAAAGGCUAGCACACUUCGUCUUCCAGUCGUUGGAGGAGCUACUGCCAAUGUUCUAGGCUUGAAGGAUGCAAUAGGUUCGGCUUUUGAUGUUAUGCACGGAAUGGCAUCAUCAAUAUGUUUACUUCUGACAGUGGUUGAGGAAGUAAACACUCUAGUAACAGAACUUGCACAAGUGACUGCCAAAGAGCAAGCUUUACUCGAACAAUGCACAGAUCUGAUUUCCUCGUUAGCAGCCAUGCAGGUACGAGACACUAGUUUGAGAACACAUGUAAUACAGCAUAACUUUGUACGAUCAGCUUAACAAAGAGAAGUAGAACUGAUUGCACUCGACAAUAUUCAACUCUAGAUGCUAACACCAUACACUACCUUCAGACCUCGUGGAGGCAGCCGUGAUUAUGUGAUAAGAAACGGAGAAAAUUCCCCUCCAGGUUUCCGAUAUUACAGGAAACGGGGUCUUUUAUCCUCUAAUUAGCCUAUCUUUUUAGUUUUCAUUUACGUACUUUAUUCUCUAGAGGAAACUAUGUAUAUAUGUAAUAUUCUUACUGUUUUUUGUUAAUCUUAGAUUUUGUCUGA
This is a messenger RNA of Salvia hispanica, 2323 nucleotides long. Its product is annotated as QWRF motif-containing protein 2-like. NCBI's taxonomy places the organism in Eukaryota, Viridiplantae, Streptophyta, Magnoliopsida, Lamiales, Lamiaceae. Gene Ontology annotation, cellular component: nuclear microtubule; cytoplasm. Gene Ontology annotation, biological process: spindle assembly. The record is from RefSeq and is a predicted model, not a curated record. Gene Ontology annotation, molecular function: microtubule binding.